CCUGUGGCAUGCAACGUUCACAGAGAAAGGCGCGUGUAUGUGUGUGUACGUGCGCGCGCGUGUGUUGUGUGUGUGUGUCCGUGUCGGAUAGUUCUUCGGCCGACGUGGAGGGAGCGCAUCCUGCCGGUGGAGGGGCCAGCGUCACGGUGGUGGAGGUCGCGCGGCGUCGAGAGUGGGGGUGGCAGUCGCCGCACGCUGCCAGUUACGCAGGGUGCUCCGUGCAUCGUCGAUAGAAGCGCGGUUCAGUCGCGGAGUCAGUUGCAUUCCGACCGCCGCGGUGGGAUGUCGUCGUCGUCGUCGUCGUCGUCGUCGUCAUCGUGUCCGGGCCGCAAACGACGUUACCACCCGUACUCGUGAGUCGUCGUUAUUAUCUUCUCUCUCUCGGCGGUACAACAAGUUCCGGAUAUACAUCCGUCGCGAGAACGUGCGCGCAUCCGUCCGUCCGUCCGUCUGUCUGUCUGUCCAUCUGUCCCGCUUUUGUACGCUGGUUAUCGUUCCUCCUUGUGCGGGAUCGCCUCAUUGGGCAUGAACGAUCGGCGCACGGACGAUCCGCGGGAACGGACGACGACGGGGUCGAGGGUCGUGGUGAUCGUCGCAUCAGUGCCGGUGUUGUCGGUGUGAGAGAAUCGCAUCCGGCGGGAGAGAGUCAUCGCGCGCGGUUUAUCUCUCUCUCUCUCUCUCUCUCUCUCUCUCUCUGGCUCUUUCUGUACGUGGAAUGGAACGGAGUGUACACAACAGUUGAACAACGGAAUAGUGCCGUGGCUAUGAGUGCGUGACGGUUCCUCGAGCGUUCUCGAGCAGCCGCGCUGCGAGUAUCUUCCGGCCAGGAACGCGUCCCGCGGGAGAAUGAUAAUGUCGUUCGGAAUAAUGGAAGCGUAUCGUCGUCGUGUUGAUGGUGGCGUGUUAUCAUCGUCAUCGUCGUGGUCGCGUUGGUCGACCUUCGUCGCACUGUGCUCGUUAUUGUUGUCGUUGGAUCGUUGUGCCUCGGUAGACGGGCGCAGCAUCACGAGCCUCGAGGCGCCCAACGGUUGCGAAUGGCGAAAGGACGGCGAGGACGCUGAGCAAGCGUUGGUCUGCAAAGUGAGGACGAUCGCGAGUGUGCCCGGUCUCAUCGGUAAUCUCUCGGCGAUACAAGCGGACACGGUGACGUCGUUGGAACUGGAGUGCAGCGAUGUGUUGUUCUUCGAGAGCCAGCUCUCCAACGGGCCGCACGGCUUCCUCGCGCCGUUGCCGCGGCUGGCCAAGUUGCGCGUCGAUUACUGCAAGAUCCCAAGCCUGCCCGGCGGCGCGUUCACCGCCGUGCACAAUCUGCGGAGUCUGGCCCUGCAGACGCACAACGGCGACUGGUCGGCUAUGACGCUCGAGCUGGACCGAGACGCGCUGCGCGGACUCACGGGUUUGCAGCACCUCGACCUCGCCGACAACAAUCUCCUGACGCUGCCGUCGGAGCUGUUCUGCCCGGUGCAGGGUCUCACGAGUUUGAACUUGACGCGCAACAAGUUACAAGACACCGACUGGGCCGAGUUCUGCACGGCCAGCCUGGAGAUGCUGGACAUGAGUAACAACGACCUCAGUGCCUUGCACGACCGCUCGUUUCGCGGUUUGCGCGCGCUCAGCGUGCUGAAGAUACAGGAGAACGCGAUCGCUUCCGCCAGCGACCAAUCGCUGGCCGGUCUCACUUCCCUGCAAGUGCUCAACAUGUCCAGCAACCGAUUAGUCGCACUGCCACCCGAGCUCUUCUCCAAGACGAAGGAGCUGCAGGAACUGAUACUCAGCAACAAUUCUCUCUCGGUACUGGCGCCCGGGCUGCUGGACAGCCUCGAGGAGCUUCAGGCGUUAGAUCUCAGCAGUAACGAACUGACGAGCCAUUGGGUGAACCGCGACACAUUCUCGCGGCUGGUUCGCCUCCUCAUACUCGACCUAUCGUUCAACUCGCUCACCAAGAUCGACGCGCACGUCUUCAAGGGUCUGUACGGUCUGCAGAUACUCAAGCUCGAGCACAACGAUAUCGACACGCUCGCCGACGGCUGCUUUGCCUCGCUCGCGAAUCUCCACUCCCUCACUCUGUCGAACAACAAGAUCACCAAGUUCGACGCGUCGCACACACUCGGCCUCGGUGCGCUCGGACAGCUCUUCUUGGACAGCAACAAGCUGCACGUAAUGCCGAAGCAUGUGUUCGCCAAUCUCACCGACCUGCAGGAUCUCUCGCUCAGUGGGAACUUCCUGUCGGAGAUUCCAGCCGCGGUACGCGUGCUGCGCUCGCUCAAGACCCUCGAUCUGGGCAACAAUCAUGUGUCGAAGGUCGACAACGAGUCGUUCGCCGGCCUCAACGAGCUCUACGGUCUGCGCUUGGUGGACAAUAAGCUGGAGAAUGUGUCGCGCGAGGCGUUCGCGUCCUUGCCGGCCUUGCAAGUACUGAAUCUGGCGAACAAUCUUAUCCGUCAUGUGGAGCAGAGCGCGUUCGCGAGCAACCCGCUGCUACGGGCCAUCCGGUUGGACGGGAACCAAUUGACGGAAAUCCGCGGCUCCUUCACUAGCCUCACGACCCUCGUCUGGCUGAACGUGUCGGACAACAAGCUGCUGUGGUUCGACUACAGCCAUUUACCGGCCAGCAUCGAGUGGCUCGACAUACACGCCAAUCAGAUCAAUCAGCUCGACGAUUAUUACUUCGUGCACGGUAAUCUGCGGAUCAAGAUGCUGGACGCCAGCUACAACCGCAUCACCGAGAUCACGGACGCCAGUUUGCCGGACAGCGUGGAGACACUCUUCCUCAACAACAACAAGAUACGCACCGUCGCGGCCGGCACGUUCCAACAGAAGACGAAUCUGGAGAAGGUGGUGCUCUACGGCAACGAGAUCCGAAAUCUCGAGUUGGCCGCGCUCGGUCUGCCAACCGUGCCGAGCGAUCGGGACAUACCUGCCUUCUACAUCGGCGACAACCCUAUUCUCUGCGACUGCACUAUGGAGUGGCUGACGAAGAUCAACGAGAUGACUCGCCAGCGACAAUACCCGCGCGUCAUGGAUCUGGACGCCGUAAUGUGCGACAUGGUGCACGUCCGCGCCACGCCGCGACGCAAACUGCUGUCGUUGAAGCCGAAGGACUUUCUCUGCCAAUACGACGCGCACUGCUUCGCCCUCUGUCACUGUUGCGACUUCGACGCGUGCGAUUGCGAAAUGACCUGCCCCGACAAUUGCUCGUGUUAUCACGACCACUCCUGGUCCAGCAACGUCGUCGACUGCUCCAACGCGGGAUACAAGCGCGUGCCUGAACGGAUACCCAUGGACGCCACGGAGAUCUAUCUGGACGGCAAUGAGCUUGGCGAUCUGGGUAGUCACGUGUUCAUCGGGAAGCGUCGCCUGGAAGUGCUCUACCUGAACAACAGCGGCAUCGCCGCGAUACACAAUCGCACGUUCAACGGCGUCGGCGCGCUGCGCGUCCUCCAUCUCGAAGACAACGCGCUGCGCGAGCUCCGCGGCUUCGAGUUCGAUCAGCUGGAGCUCAUGUCCGAGCUGUAUCUCGAUCACAACGCCAUCGCCACCGUUGGCAACACGACCUUCAAGAAGAUGCGGAACCUCGAGGUGCUACGACUGGACAGCAAUCGUAUCGUCGACUUCCGCCCGUGGGAGGCCCUGCCGAGCGUCGGCGACGGCACCAAGGUCGCUCUCGAGGGUAACGCCUGGAGCUGCGAGUGCGGCAACGCGGCCAGACUGCGUGCCUGGCUCGCCGAGCAUCGCGGCGACCCGGACAAGAUGUACUGCCGCGACGGCGUCGAGACGCUCGCCCAGGCGAUGGAACGAUGCGGCGACCCGUCCACGGAAGCGGUCAGUCGCGGGAUUCAGGAGAUCCCGCUGCUAGGAGGCAACUUUGUGCCGCUUCUCGCCGGCGCGCUGGUAGCCGUGAUCGCCAUUUGCUUGUUCGUCGCCCUGGCGUUCGCCUUCCGCCAAGACGUACGCCUCUGGGCCCACGCGCGUUACGGCCUGCGACUCGGCAAAAUGGCCGCGCCGCCCGACGAGGAGAGGGACAGACUGUACGACGGCUACAUCGUUUACAGUGAACGCGACGAGGACUUUGUCUCGAGGUUCCUCGCGGCGGAGCUGGAGCAAGCCGGUCUGGCUCUCUGUCUGCAUUGGCGGGAUCUACCGCCGGCCAGGCCGCAGGAGGCGCUGCCACCAGCCGCGGCGGCCGCCAGGCGCAUCGUCAUCAUCUUCUCGCCGGUAUUCUUGGCGAACGAGUGGCAGCACGCGGAGUUCCGCGCCGCUCUGAGGACCGCGCUGGAGAACAUCAGGCCGGCCUCGCGGAAGCGCCGCGUCGUGGUGCUCCUGGCGACCGAGGCGCCCGCGCGCGACCCGGAGAUGCAGCUGUUGCUGCAGACGUGCACGGUGGUGGUCUGGGGCGAGAAGAGGUUCUGGGAGAAGCUGCGGUUCGCCAUGCCGGACUCGGUGGACAAACGACGCGACAGCAGCAACAAUGCCGCCGUCGUCGUCGUCGUCGAUGAUCCUCGACGACGCGAGCAAGUCGGAGACGAUCGCGCGAAUUUUCCUCGUCAUCGACGGCGGCGGCGAGCGCGACGAGAAACUCGCUUUUCGAGGUAUCGCCGUUCGACUCGCGCGCGACUCCUUUUAAUUGCGAGUCGCUCGCCGCUUCGAUUUGCAUUAAUUGGCACAACUGUCGGCGCGCUCAUCAAUAUGAUUAUUUGCGGUUUGAAUAUACAAUAUAACGAACGGUGAAUAACGAUGAUAAUGGCUAAAUGUGCACCGCCGGCAACCGAUGCCCGAUGCGCGCAACGCGAUCCUUUUAUGAAUGCUAAUUAGACGACUCGUCGCCCAAUUUCCGUUUCGGAAUAUAUCGCUCGCCGAACACAACGCGACGAAAAUUGUGCAGCGACGCCGUUACGCGAAGAAAGUCUUCUUUAUGCACGGAGGAAAGUAUCUCAGUUCGCGCGCGGCUGAACGGGGACCAGACGAAAACUCGGCGACGCGAAGUGAUAUCUCUGUUGACGCGGCCGAGGACACUUGUCUGUAUUACGUUCGGCUGUAUUAAGACUCGGCUGUAACAACUGAGAACGACUGACUGAGCGGGAACCCUCGUUAAGGGGAAUUUUUCUUGUUCCCACAACCGAGCUUUUCAUCUGGUCCCUGUUCUCGCCAGGCAGCGGAAAAUUCGGUUACACCGACGACAUUGUUUCUUUCCGUGUGGCUAAUUUAUUUCUAGAUACGCUCUUAGGCCGAUGCGUUUAUCUUGUAUUUAAUCUGUGCUGUAUAUUUAACGACUUAAUUGCGAAAAUGUAUUCGUAUAUAUACAUAUAUAUGUAUACAUAUACAUAUGUAGACAUGUAUCUCUCCGGAUGCCUCGUGCGACCGCACGAGAGAAGCAACGUGAUAUUUACACGCGCCUACGUGCGCGUAUUAACAUCGAGUCGCUUCCCCGCUCGUCCAGUUAAUUUCGGAACGAGCCGCGGAACGUUAAGGCUCCUGGUCCCAUUUCCGCGGAACUGUUGAUCGACCACGUCAAGAGCGAGGAGGUGCACACCCGAAGUUCCCGCAAAGUACGUCAAAUCAAAAGAUGUGUCCCAAAGAGUGACACUCGCGAUCGAUCGGGCAUAUCUCCAAAGUACACUAAAGUACACUUUCCUUGUACAUUGAACAUCCUUACAUGAUGUACAUGAACAAUCAAUAAAUGAACGUAAAAUUAACGUCACGAAAUAAUGAGGAAAUGAAGAUUAUGAAGGGAAAGGUUGCAUUGUCAUGUAAAUUUUACAAUUAUUUAUUAUAAUUGUCAGAGUGAAAGGAUUGUGCUCGCAGAGCAUUUUAGGAACGUGCUCGAUUGCGAGUGUCAUUUUUGGGUUAUGUCGUUUUACCUCGACGCAUCUUGCGGAAAUUUCAGCCGUGCAUUUCCUCGCUUCCGACGUCGUCAAUCAAGAUGGCCGCGGCCAGAAGCCAGAAGAGGGAGUCUUAAGAAAGAAAAGUCUAAAGUGAAACGAAAUAAAUUAUUUUCAUAGCGGAUCGAAAACGCGAUCGUGAUUAUUUUGCGCCGGAACCAGCCGAGAAACGAGUAUCGGUACCGAGUGUACUUACGAUUUUUCCUUUUCGUGUGCUAAAUCUCGCGAUAAAGUUCCUCUUUCUCUCGCGCGCGCAUCGACACACACUUUUGGGACCCGAAGCGCAUCAACGACUUCUUCCUCCCCCCCCCGCCCACUCCUCCUCUCCUCUCUCCCCUUUCGUCAUUCCUGUCGUUUGCUCGUCGAUAAUUCGACGGAACGAAGAAUUUAACGAACAAGUGUCGUUCUACAUAGUGUGCUGAAAAAUGACAUGAAAGAAAAGACAGACGUCUCGUGAGAGCUUGUUCCUAGAAAGAAGAAAAAAAAAAGAAAAAAAAAGAGAUUCACGACUGUCUCGAUGAAGUCACGGUCGCAUAACGCUUAUUAGUACGUAAGUGAAACUCUCCUGUAAAUAUUGUAUCUAAUUUUUGUAAAUAUUCGUGCGCACAUUUCCCCGGACAAGAGAGGCCAGCAACCAGCCAGGUGGCCAACACACGCGCGGCGCAGCUAUCACCACCGGCGCCGGUCGCGCGGCGGAUACGUCUUAAUUGUAAUCGCGUUUAGGAACGUAACGACUCCAACUUUAUUGUAUUAUUACUGUAAAUACGCUCGUCGCGAAUCACGCAAAUGUAUUCACAGUCUGUUAAAUACGUAUUAAAUUAAUUGCCACUUUCCAUUUCAGCAAGGAAUCAUGAAAAUAAACACGUUUGUUUUAUAAAAAAAAAAAAAAAAGAAGAAAGAAUUCAAAUGAAGAGCGAGUGUUUCGUCAAUCCCGCAAUCUCUCGUACCCGUUCCAAAUCUCUUUCAUUGAAAUCUACGUGUUAUUAGACGUCGACAUGUCGCUCGACAUGUAUCGAUAGCGCGAUGGCGAGCGCUCGCCGGAUGUCACGAUUAAUUUUAACAGAGGGAGAGGGGGAGAGAGAAAGAUUAUCUUUCGUAUUUUUAAUACCACCAGAGCGAGAGAUAGGGAGGGAGGGAGAGAGACGAGAAGAUUCUCGAGUGUCAGUGGCGAGGACGUAUAAUAACGUAUUUGGCAUUUGUAUGAUUAAAUGCUGCUCAAUAUCUCCGUUAAUGGCUCCUCUCGCAGGAUCGAUGUCGCCGCACAUCGACACAGUCGAAUUUACGUGGUGUAUACGGACGUGCACACACCAAGUAGACUCAAUUGCAACACGUUGAUCAUAUCAAGCGACACACGGCAUACCCGCCGUGUAUUCUCGGAGAGUUCUACAUUUGCCCGAAGGAUUUACAUUUCUGAGCCGCUUUCAUCGGCGCGAUUAAUAUGACACCGGCCGGCGGACUUUGUUCCCCGCGUUAUUUCCUGCGGAGAGAAAAACGAGGUGCCCUCGUGGCAAUGUUCCUCGCGAUGGAAACCUCGCUGAAACCACCAGCGUUUCCCGAUUAUUUCGCGGAUUUUCAGUCGCGAGUCGGUAAUUCCCGAACAGUACAAUUCGAGAGAAUCACGCGAGUAGAAGAAAUGAAAGGUCAAUGAAAGUACAAUGUAAUUUAAA
This is a messenger RNA of Odontomachus brunneus, 7546 nucleotides long. Its product is annotated as toll-like receptor Tollo. The record is from RefSeq and is a predicted model, not a curated record. The transcript is spliced from 2 exons. Gene Ontology annotation, molecular function: protein binding. Gene Ontology annotation, biological process: signal transduction. The coding region runs from base 847 to 4728 and encodes 1293 amino acids. Lineage: Eukaryota; Metazoa; Arthropoda; Insecta; Hymenoptera; Formicidae.